UUCUGGAAUUGUAGGUUCACGUCUCUCUCUCUCCCUCUCUCGUCSGUCUUGCCUCCGUGCGUGACACCGGCGCACCAUAUGCCUCCCAAAACAAGACACAGUGAAGCAACGCAAAGUAUUGAAUAAGUAGCAAGAUAACAUAGCUAACGGACAUCAAGCCAGCUGCAUUAUUCACAGUCAAGCUAGCUAGCUAUCUUAGCUAACUGUGCCAUGGACCCGCGAGACACAGCACCGGAUUCGUGGGAGCAGGAGGAGGAUGUCAAGGCCCGAGCUGCCGCGGGGCUCCAGUCCGCUCUCGCCGCUCUCAACGUCAAUGCCAAGCCAUUUAUCCCGAAUGUCGACGCGGCGGUGUUUGUGCCGACUUUCCUUCAAAGUAGCCCUACGGAAAUCUCAAAUUCCGACGGUCACGGUGCUGAGCCAGUUGCCAGCAUGGAGGUUUUAGAAACAGUUGCUCCGGUGGAGAACGGAGGAGGGACAGAAGCAGACGUGGUGGUGGAGGUAGAGACGUGGGAGCAGAAAGAGGAGCCCGGGGAAGGAGAACCAGGAGGAGGGGGAGCCCUGGGAGGAGAGGGAGGUUCCAGUGAAGAGGCACAGGGAAGGGAGGAAGUGGAGAUGAUGGAGGAGGAAGAAGAGGAGGAGUUGCCCGUGCUAAAAGUAAUCCCGCUCCCACCAAAUGCCCCGAAGAAGGAGCAUGUCAAUGUGGUGUUCAUCGGUCAUGUGGAUGCUGGUAAAUCAACUAUUGGAGGACAGAUCAUGUAUUUGACAGGUAUGGUGGAGAAAAGAACCCUGGAGAAAUAUGAAAGAGAAGCAAAAGAAAAAAACAGAGAAACAUGGUACCUGUCCUGGGCCCUGGACACUAACCAGGAGGAGAGAGACAAGGGAAAGACGGUGGAGGUGGGGAGAGCCUACUUUGAGACAGAGAAAAAGCACUUUACUAUCCUGGAUGCUCCCGGCCACAAAAGCUUUGUCCCCAACAUGAUUGGUGGCGCAUCACAGGCUGACUUGGCAGUGCUUGUGAUCUCGGCCAGAAAAGGAGAGUUUGAGACAGGCUUUGAGAAGGGAGGCCAGACGCGGGAGCACGCCAUGCUGGCCAAGACGGCUGGAGUCAAGCACCUCAUCAUCCUCGUCAACAAGAUGGAUGACCCCACCGUCAACUGGAGCUUGGAAAGGUAUGAGGAAUGUAAAGAGAAAUUAGUGCCAUUUCUGAAGAAGGUGGGCUUCAACCCAAAGAAGGACAUCUACUUCAUGCCUUGCUCUGGGCUAACGGGAGCCAACUUGAAGGACCCCAUAGAGGAGUGCACGUGGUACACGGGGUUGCCAUUCAUCCCACACCUAGACAGCCUGCCAAGCUUCAACAGAAUCACAGACGGCCCCGUCAGAUUACCCAUCGUAGACAAAUACAAGGAUAUGGGCACGGUGAUCCUGGGGAAGCUGGAGUCUGGCUCCAUUGCCAAAGCCCAGCAGCUGGUCAUGAUGCCUAACAGGCACACAGUGGAGGUGCUGAGUCUGCUGUCUGAUGAGGUGGAGACAGAUGAAGCUGUUCCUGGAGAGAACCUGAAGCUAAGGCUGAAGGGCAUCGAGGAAGAGGAGAUUCUGCCUGGCUUCAUCCUCUGUAACGCUGAGAACCUCUGCCACUCCGGACGCACCUUUGAUGCCCAGAUCGUCAUCAUUGAGCAUAAAUCCAUAAUCUGCCCAGGUUACAACGCAGUCCUACACAUCCACACCUGUAUUGAAGAAGUACAAAUCACAGCCUUAAUCUGUCUUGUGGACAAGAAGACAGGUGAGAAGAGCAAGACGCGACCUCGCUUUGUCAAACAGGACCAGGUGUGCAUCGCCCGGCUUCGGUGUGCCGGAACCAUCUGCCUCGAGACCUUCAAAGACUUCCCACAGAUGGGGAGGUUCACCCUACGAGAUGAAGGCAAAACCAUUGCUAUUGGCAAAGUGCUGAAGCUGGUACCAGAGAAGGACUAAUGUGAACCAGCAUGGAAUCCUGGGACAGUUGUCAUGACAGAGGAAGCUGCUGACGCCGACCUAGCCAGCCACCCCCUCUUACAUACCACUCUCCUGAAGAGGACGAGGAAGAGAAGGAGAACAAAUCAAGUUUGAAAAUAAAGAAGAAACUGUAAAAAGUGACUGAAUCAGUUUUUAUGAUGAACAAUAUUAAAGAAAGACAAGUCCAGUGUGUCAGCUUUCUCAUAUUGAGAGCUCAGCUAUGCCACUAAUGUAGCCGCUACCCUUUCCUAGGCCAAUCUCACUCUGCGCUGGUCCACCUUUUGUUUUGGAAAUGGGAAUAUAUGCAGUGUUACUUUGCUUGUAAAGGAAGGGACUGGCGUUGCAUCCGGUUGCAUCACUUUGGACCAGAGUUAGCUAGUUAUACCCAUUCAAAUCCAAAAUAUUAUACCAAAAUGUAAAUAUUUUGGUAGUAGACAUCCCCAUACCAAAUCCUAUCUGGUAUGUUCACACACACAAUCAAACAAACAUGGUUCCUGUUGUGAUCAUGUGUUGUCACGUUACCAACAACAAUGAAAAUAAAGUAUCAAACUGAGGAAUAAAAGUAAAA
Salvelinus sp. IW2-2015 is the source of this 2560-nucleotide messenger RNA. It is a transcript of the gene gspt1, whose product is annotated as G1 to S phase transition 1. The record is from RefSeq and is a predicted model, not a curated record. NCBI's taxonomy places the organism in Eukaryota, Metazoa, Chordata, Actinopteri, Salmoniformes, Salmonidae. Gene Ontology annotation, molecular function: GTPase activity; GTP binding; translation release factor activity. Gene Ontology annotation, cellular component: translation release factor complex. Gene Ontology annotation, biological process: translation.